ACACAGGGACACGUGAGGAGUGGCUUCUCCUCGGUGUUGGCUCUGGGCGCGAGCAUCAUCUGUAACAAGAUCCCAGGCCUGGCUCCCAGACAGCGGGCGAUCUGCCAGAGCCGGCCGGACGCCAUCAUCGUGAUAGGAGAAGGCUCGCAAAUGGGCCUGGACGAGUGUCAGUUUCAGUUCCGAAACGGCCGCUGGAACUGCUCUGCACUGGGCGAGCGCACGGUCUUCGGGAAGGAGCUCAAAGUGGGGAGCCGGGAGGCCGCCUUCACCUACGCCAUCAUCGCCGCAGGCGUGGCCCACGCCAUCACCGCCGCCUGCACCCAGGGCAACCUGAGCGACUGCGGCUGCGACAAGGAGAAGCAAGGCCAGUACCACCGCGAGGAGGGCUGGAAGUGGGGCGGCUGCUCCGCCGACAUCCGCUACGGCAUCGGCUUCGCCAAGGUCUUUGUGGAUGCGCGCGAGAUCAAGCAGAACGCCCGGACUCUCAUGAACUUGCACAAUAACGAGGCGGGCCGCAAGAUCCUGGAGGAGAACAUGAAGCUGGAGUGUAAGUGCCACGGGGUGUCGGGCUCGUGCACCACCAAGACGUGCUGGACCACGCUGCCGCAGUUCCGGGAGCUGGGCUACGUGCUCAAGGACAAGUACAACGAGGCCGUCCACGUGGAGCCCGUGCGCGCCAGCCGCAACAAGCGGCCCACCUUCCUGAAGAUCAAGAAGCCCCUGUCCUACCGCAAGCCCAUGGACACGGACCUGGUGUACAUCGAGAAGUCGCCCAACUACUGCGAGGAGGACCCGGUGACGGGCAGCGUGGGCACGCAGGGCCGAGCCUGCAACAAGACGGCCCCCCAGGCCAGCGGCUGCGACCUCAUGUGCUGCGGCCGCGGCUACAACACCCACCAGUACGCCCGCGUGUGGCAGUGCAACUGCAAGUUCCACUGGUGCUGCUACGUCAAGUGCAACACGUGCAGCGAGCGCACGGAGAUGUACACGUGCAAGUGAGGCGGGAGCUGCCUCGAUCCUCACAGGGAGCUGCAGAAACUCCCCGCGCUUGUCUUUCCUGCUGAAGAGGGCCCUGUUCCGGUUUCCGGCCGGCCCUGCGGGAGGAAGCCCCGGGCCCUCGCCUGCUCUGUUCCACAUCCAGGGCCGCUCCCCCUCCCCGACGAGGCCCAGGCCCCUGCGCGGCUGGAAUGAAGCCUUUCGCUGGAACUCCGGGCCCUCCGGCCUCGUCGUAGCAAUAUUUAACAAUUUAUUCUGAUAAAAAAAAUAAUAUUAAUUUAUUUAAUUAAAAAGAAUUCUUCCGUCUCGUCGGGAUCCGUUUUCUGCAAUCAAAGUGAACUUGCGCUUUGCUGGCGGGAUGAUUUGUGUCUCUAGAACCUGGAGCGGUGUAGAACUGUACUUAGGUAUUCUUUCUGCAGACGUUUCUGCAAAUAUCUUCCCCCUGCAGCGCUAGAGGUUUAAGUACAACAAGCAGACAUCCCUUACAGUUUAUACACAUACUGGUACACACACACACGCACACACACACACACACACACUCGUUACACACAUAUACAUAUAUGCUAUUUGCUGCUACUUAGCCAGAAACUGAAGCUGGUCCAGAUUUGAGAUUUUUUUUUUUCCAGAACUUGCUUCUCAUUCUUCUGUCCUCCGAAGUUCAAACAUUGUGAUUAGAAAGAAAUCUAGUUAGAGAGAGAGAGAGAGAGAGAGAGAGGAGAAGGGGGGAAGAGUAAACUCCCAACUGUUUUCAUCAUAUGGAAAGUGAGCCACUGGAUAAGAAUAUUUUGUAAGACUAUUUUUAUAAGAAUAUUUUAUUUAUAUGGAGCCUACUGUAUCCUCCCAUGGCCUGUGUGUCUUCUUAAUGCUGACCCUCAAGGGGGUGAGGAGGGGUGCGUCCGGGGCACUGGGCAGGUCCAAGAGGCCAGAGCAGCCCCCAGAUGCCUAGGGUUGGGGCAUCAUUCAUGUUGACUGAGAAGAAACCCAGCCCCAGGCUCUGCCUGUGAAUAAGGGCUUUGGGCAGGGUCCCUCGGGGUGAGUCACUCGGGCGGGCAUGUGUGCCAGUGCCCUCUACACUUGCGUGACCAUCAUGGGCACUGGGCCAUCAGCACCAGGCAGAAGCCAGCUCAGGGACCCUCGCACCUCACCGAAAUGGCCCUGCCACUGCCUGCGUCCUCAGAGAGGGGAGGAAAACGGGCAGGGAAGCAGCUCACAAGCUCUGAGGCCCAAGGACUUGCUGGCCUGUUCUGGUGGGCUGGGGGAGAGGUGAGAGUCAGCCUCUCUGCUUUGUCCUGGCCGCACCCAGUGCCUCUCGACAUGGGAAGCUGUGGAUGACAUCCUGAGUGUCAGUUUGCAUCUCUGUGUGCGUGGACGUCUUGAGGUUGUCAUGUGACUGUGCCCUGAAGCACCUCUAGUGUGUGUGUAUGUAUGUGUGUGUGUGUGUG
Fukomys damarensis (Damara mole-rat) is the source of this 2438-nucleotide messenger RNA. It is a transcript of the gene Wnt7a, whose product is annotated as Wnt family member 7A. Bases 151 to 999 code for a protein of 282 amino acids. Gene Ontology annotation, molecular function: cytokine activity; frizzled binding. The record is from RefSeq and is a predicted model, not a curated record. Gene Ontology annotation, cellular component: extracellular region. Gene Ontology annotation, biological process: multicellular organism development; neuron differentiation; positive regulation of JNK cascade. Lineage: Eukaryota; Metazoa; Chordata; Mammalia; Rodentia; Bathyergidae. The transcript has 4 exons.